CAAACAUUUCCAAAAGGAAAGAGACUAUCAAAGGCCACAGAUAUAAUUGAUAACAAAAGAAAUAUCCAAAAAGUAAAUUAGAUUGAUCAAGAUGAUAAUAGGAGAGGAUCAACGAUCAUGGGCUGAUAUAUGUCCGGAUUUCUUGGAAUCCAUCUAUAGCAGACUGACGUCCCACGUCGACGGUACUCAUUUCGGCGGCGUAUGCAAGAACUGGCACCAAGUUCACUCUCAGGUUGCCAUUUCCAAUCCCCUGCCUGUGGUGAUCAUCCCUGCAAAAUUUUCCAGCUCCGACGUCAUCGAAGUGAGGGAGGGUCGGAUGUUCCUUCAACGACGUCGUGAAUCUCAAAUUCCAGAAGAGCUCGCAGGUGCAGACAUAACGAUCCUCGGGAGGGUGGGCGCGUGGUUCCUCAUACGAGUGCAUGGAGGGUUGCGGUUUUACAAUCCUCUACUCCAAAAACCCAAAAGCUGCAUCUAUCUUCCUGGAGAAAAGAGCUUCCGUUUUUCUAACUUCCGACGUGACCCGACACCACUCCCAAUCAGCUUCGCUUUCUCUGGAAUGCCCACUGCUCGGAACAUGAUGAUCCUCGUGGUGUAUGGGGACCGCUUUUUCAAUGCUUUUUCUCCUAAAAAUCAGAAAUUUGAGACGUAUGAUUUCUCCCUGGGUGGGAAAAAAGGACAACUUUGCCUCGGCGUGGGCUACAAAAAUGGAAGAUUCUUCUGCUUGUUUGAAAUGGGGGAUAUGUUGAUCUUCAGCGUAGACGAGAAUGAGACGAGGAUGUUGUUGGGCGCGACUAAGCCUCUGCUUCCUGAACAACUCCAAAUGUGUGACAAUUUGAGUGUUGUGGCAGUGGUGGCAGCGAAAAUGAAUGCUACGACGACGGAUGAGGUAGGAGAGUUGUUAGGGUUUACGGUUGUCACUCAUUGGGAGCGCGAUCAUGAGGCGAGUGAGAAGGAUAUCUUCCGACUGGUGGCAGUGGAAGAAAAUGCUAUGACGACGACGACAGAAUUGUUGGAGAAUGAUUAUGAGAUAGCAUCGUUGGAAGACGGAGACAACAACAGGGGAGUGAUUUUAGUAAGAGACCCGUUGCAAUUGAAGAGAAACGUCGAUGGCUACUAUAUGAUUAUAAUGAUUGAUUUUCUGGCAAUAGUUGUCUUUCUUGGUGCUGCUUUGCUUGGCAUUUCUUCUUCUUAUGGUUGAAUAAGAUUAGAGUCAAAGAGGUACGCUGGUUAAAGUUCUGAAAGUGGAAAGAUAUAAAAUCUUGUAAUAUUUGAAUUUUCACCUCCUUUAGUGAUGUUUGUUGCUAAAGAAAAUAUGAUUGAACCGUUUGAAUGUAAAGAAAUCAAUCAUGAUCAAUCCAUAAUAGAUCGGUAUUGGUCUGGCCUCAUAUACAUCGUUAGGGGUGUCCAGCAGGUGGUUUAUAUGAAUUUGGUGGGUUUAGAAGCACUCACUAAGUGGUGCAUGGAUGGAUGAGAAAAUGGAUCACACACAUUCAAGCAUUUAAUUGUAGAUUUGUAGGUGAAUUAGGUAGGUUGAUUGCAGAUUAUCGAUGUUUGGACGAAUUCAGUGGGUUUACAAUAUACAUUCCAAAUGAUCAUAUAAUUCCAAAUUUGUGUAAUCUUAAAAUUAAAGAAAUCUCCGAAUUAGAUAAAGUUUAAUCCAUAAAUAAUGUGCAUCGUUUAAUUUGACAUAUUAGUAAUUGUUCACAAAUCACAAUAAAAAUCCAACUAAUAAAAAUGAUUUAAGCCU
Linum trigynum is the source of this 1747-nucleotide messenger RNA. The record is from the annotation of a GenBank genome assembly. Lineage: Eukaryota; Viridiplantae; Streptophyta; Magnoliopsida; Malpighiales; Linaceae.